Molecule: messenger RNA, 1281 nt
Organism: Chlorella variabilis
Lineage: Eukaryota; Viridiplantae; Chlorophyta; Trebouxiophyceae; Chlorellales; Chlorellaceae
Exons: 5
Coding region: 1-1281 (426 amino acids)
Biological process (GO): regulation of DNA-templated transcription
Molecular function (GO): sequence-specific DNA binding; zinc ion binding
Source: RefSeq, a predicted model, not a curated record
AUGACAGAACUCGCCGGCCCGGGCGCGGCGCACCAGAGCUCGCCGUUUGACGACGAGGAGUUUGCCUUUGCCCACGGCGCCAUCAACGGCGUCAAGUGCUGCACCAAGUGUGGUGCCACCAAGACGCCGCAGUGGCGGGAGGGGCCCUUUGGCGCCAAGACGCUGUGCAACGCAUGUGGCGUAAAGCGCACCCGCAAGCUGCGCGCGGAGCAGGAGGGCGCCAAGCGCCGCAGGCUGUCGGCCUCGCCCGCGCCGCCGCCGCAGGCCAAGCACGCGUUCGCGGCGCCCAAGUAUGGGGCCAGCCGCGGCGCGCAGUACUCGCAAGACGCCCCCACCAUGGACAGCUACGGCUCUCUGGAGCCCGACUCGGAGGCCUGGGGCCUGCCUGCCGCCCACGGCACGCGGCGCCCGCCCCGGCGCGCCGCCGAGGAGGCCGCCUUCAGGACGGCACGCUACGCACGCACAGGCGAGUGGGCCGAGGCCCAGGCGCACUGCGAGGAGGCGCCGCGUGCCGCCACCCCCAGCUCCUCCUCCGACGGCUACUCCCAGCCCUCCUCCAGCUGCCCCGAGGAGGUAUCGUGGCCGCCCGCCGCCGCCGGCGGCGCGCCCCGCGGCAGCGACUGCUACGCCGCCAUCAACCUGAUGACGAUGAGCGCCACCCAGACGGCGGCGGCGCACGCGGCUGCCUCGUGUGGCGCCGCCCCCGCCGCGGCGGCGCACCCCUGCCCGGCGCCCGCCGCCUGCCCCGCCAGCCCCGCCUCUGCGGCCCUGCACUUUGACGCCGAGCAGUUCAACCACGAUUCCCUGGUCGCUCUGGCGGCGCGCUACGGCGCCGGCGCCGGCGCCCCGCCCCACCACCGCGUCGCCCCCGUCACCCUGUCUGACCUCAGCCGCUGCCUGCCGCCAGCCAAGGUGCUGGAGCUGGUGCGGCUGAACCAGGAGCUGGAGGUGGCGGUGCACGAGGCGCACGCGGCCAGCGCGGCGGUGGCGGCGGUGGCGCAGGUGCUGGCCUGCAAGCAGGCGGCGGCGCUGCGGUCGCGCGACGUGGCGGGGGCCGCCACCAAGCGCCUGCGCCGCUUCAUGGCGGAGCUGGACACGCAGUUUGGCAUCCAGUCCAAGUUUGGCGCCGGGCGCCCGCCGCUGUCGCCCACCAAGCCCACCGGCGCCGCCGCGCUGGCCUCGCCAGCCAAGCCGUUGAUGGCAGCGGCGCGCUCGCCCGCGGCCCCCGUGCUGGCGCCGCUCCUGCCUGCGGCGCCCGCCCUGCAGGCUCGCACGCUCUGA